CGACAAGAUAAUAUUAUUUUCAACUGAAACAAACACCACGUGUACAUUUUUUUUAUUCGGGAAGUUCAAAGGUCUGACGCGUUUCCAAUCCAUAUUUCAUAGGCACCCACCUUGAGCGUAAACACAAACUUGGUCGUCAUCGACAAAAAAGGCAGGACGAUCAUCAAUGCACUCAAACUGUAGAUCUGUGUUAGCAGCACAGUACAGUACGCCUGCUUUAUCGACUUAGUGGCUAAACGAUAGCAGGGAAUACUUUGGCAUGAUGUUCAUUCAUGGGCCGACUGGGGGAAAGUGAAGAGAAAUAAAACUCCAAGUCGCGAGACAGUAGCCCAAGAAGGAGAUAUCGGCUGCAACAGUAGAAAAGGCGAGAGAAGUGAACGCAGUCGGGACACGAAAUCUCAAAAGAUUUGUCUGAAAAUAUCCACGAGCGACUAUAUUAAAUAGAAGACAAGCACCAGAGCCCAAGGAAGAACUUUUUAGGUAUAAACAGAGUACUUCUAGGGUGAUAUAGUAAAUGGUAAAUUUAGAGGUAGGCGCCAUGCUGUGUACACAUCUGCCAUAUGAUACGAGUGAAAUAAUUAGCCUCUUCCUUUCUUCAGCCUAGACAAAGCCCUGCCCAUUGACAUUAUAUACUGCAGGAGGUGAGGAGUGCUAACUGUCCCAAGCUGCCUUCCCGAUGCUACAAUGGAAUGAAAUGGGAUGUGGACGUAGUAAGAGCGUCGCAACUACCGAUGACAACUCAGAUAAUUACACCAAAGACAAGAACUCUAACGGAAUUAACAAUGGAAAAGAAAACAAAGAUCCAAAAUCCAAAAAGGAUCGCAAUGGAAGCAAGAAUGGCAAGGUCAGUCAGAAUUCACACGAAGAGAACUCAACAGAGGACAGCUUUGAAGAGAAGAAGGAAAAAAGCUCAACGAAGACUGCCUUCAAAGACAAGCCAGUGCUUUCUGGGCCUUUGCAAUCUAACAUAACUGUCACUCAGAGUCAAGUGGAAUUCUUCAAAAUGUUGGAUGAAAAAAUUGAGCAGGGUCCUGAGGAUUUCCCUGGAGCAGAUGAUGAAGAUGAUGUCAACAUGGUAGAAGUGAAACCUUCCUCCUGACGGUAGAGAUUGGCUAGAAGAACUGCUUUCAUUGAGACUUGCCAGCAAAAGAGAAUUAUCCAUGUAGAGACAUGACCGUGAAUAUGAUUCAAAAUGAAGAAUUUCUUCAGCUCAUUGAAUGCAAUAUUUUGAUAUACUCCAUAGAGACGAGAAUGGCCACAUUAUAAACUUUACCUGGUUACUUGACUAAAAGGAGACAUUUAUUUGAUCAAUGUUAAAGUAUCAUUCCUUGUUUGGAUUGUUGUCGGUGAUCUUGUUUCACUAUAUCAUGUCAGGGGAGAACAAACAAUAAAAACUUGAUUGAUAACAAAGUACUGAAUCAUGUACCAUGACAUGGCCUUAGACAAACAUUGUGAGAGGAAUCUUUUUUGUCAUGAUCAAUUUUGUGUAUGGUGAUCUUUUUUAUUUUCUUUGCAAUGAUGCUUUGUGUAUACCUAGUUUGCUCAGUCUUGAACUGCAUGGAAGAUGUCAAAGCAGUAAUUGAUGGUACAGGUAUUAUUGGACUUGAUGGCCGUGGCAUACCUUUUGUGAGAUUUGACAAAUGUUGUCUCCUUGUAAAAUGUUAUUUGAAUUUUAUAAGCAAAUGCGUUUCUAAUUGAUGGAAAAUUCUUGGAAGAUGAGCUUUGCCUUGAAGUAUUCUGUAAAUAAUGUACAAGGGCAUUGUGCAGCUGAGUGAAAAAGAUGGUAAGAUCAUGAUUUACUGUCUUGUAAAUUAUAAACUUAUAAAAUAUUAUAGAAAAAGGUCAUUCUAUAUUGUGUGACAAAAUAUCUCUAGCUCAGCAUUAUAUUUCUCAAAGCAAUUUGGAGAUGCUGGCAAUUUUAUGUAUUUGACAUGUUAUAUAUGGUUUGGUUGCUUAUACUUUUAAUGUUUCAUGUAUUUUAUGGUCCACUUAGGAUGUACAUUUAAUAUGUCUGUGACAUGUUAUUUUAUUUUCAAAGCAUCUUGCUGGACAAUGACGGGACAGUUGGACCCAAGAAUGACAAAGGACUGACAGUUAAAUAGGUGAAAGUUGUAAAAACUGAAAAUGCUGAAAAUGUAGCUUGCAAUUUCUCACAAUAUGAAAAAAAUGAUCAAAAUGAAGACUGUAAAUCCUGAAAUCGGGCAUAAUCUUGAAAACUUUCACCCAUGCAGUUACCAAUAACACACUGCAUGCAGUCCAAAUAAUACUAGAUCUCAUGUACUUAAACUUGAAAGUUUCAGUUCACUUAGAUUCAUAGUAUAGUAUAGUAUGCCUUCUUUGCCUUAAAUUGACCAAAGUCUAUGCCAAAAAAUCCAAGGAGUAGUAGGCUGGACAUUCUUCAUUCAAAAGGUCAGAGGCAACAAAAGUUGGGCUUAGUAAUUAUUUUUUCCAUCACUUCUACCCGAGUCAUGGAUGUCAUCAAGUCAGCAGAGUAGUUGUGUGAAAGGGAAACAGGUAUACUUAACUAUACUGUGAAACUAUACAAAAUGAAACAUUUUUUUUUAAAUUAAAAAUGCAUCCAGCAGUGUGAUUUGCUUGCAUGAUUGAAGACCGUCCUUGCAAAAUGUUACACAGGCAGUGGAAGGCAGUGUGAUAUAUCAAGCCAAUUGAGCAUUCUAUCUUGUCAGGUGACACUCCUGUAAGUUAGUAUCUGCUGUACCUGGAAGGGGGACAUGGUGGGUUAUGAAACGGAGAAAAAAUGCUGUGGUAGUGAACACAAUACCACAGUAUGUCACACCUAACCUACUGCUUGGGGGUUUUGACUAUUUAUAUAUUCCCAUUCAAACAGUGUGUGUAUCUGGAUCGCUUUGGCAAAUCCAUCAUGCUACAACUGAAUUAAAAUAUAAUUACAAGGGAUAGCUCUAUUGUUACAUUAGAUGUGUGACUAAUUGGGAAUUUUGAAAAAAUGCUAUCAUUUAUAAAGUGAUUAAAUGUAUAUUAGGGGUUUAAGCAUACUAAGUACAAAGGCCACUUCCUGUUGAACAUAUCUGAGGACAAGUUAUUUUUACCUUUUGAUCAUAUUUUGACAGAUUAAUCUUUUAAAAUAAAAUCUACAACCACCUGUCAACCAUUUUGACAGUUUUAAAACGUGCUGAAUCCAGAAGUCAGUGCAAGAAUUGAGUUGGAGGUGAUGGUGGAAUGUGAAACACCAUCUCUUAGGUGUGGGUGAAAGGUUCCUUUUCCCCUAAGUAAUUCAAUUUGUUGCAAAGGUCAGGAAAAUACCAUUUACCACAGAAAAAUUUAUUAUUGUGAUCUAGUUUCUGGCUUGAAAAUCUUGCACUGUGCACCUUCAAAUUUGCUCCUGGAUUUAUUGAAGAAGCCCAAUAGAACAGCUCCAGCUCAAAAGGCUCUUCUGAGAGGUAUGCGAAAUGGAAGAUUGGUCAUUGACUCCCUGAUAGAUUAUUUACCUGCUUACUUGCAGGUUACUCUUUUUUAUAUACAGACACUUUUGGACUACUUUGUUGCUACAUACAUAUCAUAGUACCAAAGUGCCAUUUGUACUUAUAAUUCCAUAGUAAUUUGAACUUCAAAUUCAUCAGCAUGUUUAUUUUUUUCUCAUAAUUUAAGUCAUUACUAUUUAAAACAACUAUCAUUUUUCUUGAAGAGGAACUGUUUUCAUGUGAUAUAUCACAUUUUCAAACUCUUGUAAGUUAUAGAUAGAUACAGGAUACACCGAUGUGCAUGACACGUUUUGAAUAUUAGCAAGAGCAGAAAUAUGUUGACCUGUGCUGUUUUUGUGAAUGUGUCAGUGACAAAACAAUCAUGCCUCAGAGUGCAGACCUAUACUUCUGUAAGUGAUUUCCUUUCAUUUUCUCCUGUUCUCUUUUGUUGCAUUGCACUAAUACUACAAACUGUGAAUCAUGGAUAGUUAGAACUUAUUUAUUUCUGGAAGCAGUGCUUUUGUAAGAAUAUGUGUGAGUGGCUUUUGGAUUUUUUUUUUUUUACUUCAUAUAAAUAUGGAAGUAAAGCCUAAAACUCCUUUGUAACUUUUUUGAUAUUGUUAUAGCUGUAACAAUUUGAAGUAAUGUUCAUGUAAAAAAGGAAUAAAAAUGAACUUGAAAGUAUUA
Molecule: messenger RNA, 4127 nt
Organism: Lingula anatina
Lineage: Eukaryota; Metazoa; Brachiopoda; Lingulata; Lingulida; Lingulidae
Biological process (GO): regulation of transcription by RNA polymerase II; termination of RNA polymerase I transcription
Cellular component (GO): nucleolus; nucleus
Molecular function (GO): RNA polymerase II cis-regulatory region sequence-specific DNA binding; chromatin binding; DNA-binding transcription factor activity, RNA polymerase II-specific
Source: RefSeq, a predicted model, not a curated record